This is a messenger RNA of Pestalotiopsis fici W106-1, 207 nucleotides long. Its product is annotated as H/ACA ribonucleoprotein complex subunit 3. Gene Ontology annotation, cellular component: box H/ACA snoRNP complex; box H/ACA telomerase RNP complex. Lineage: Eukaryota; Fungi; Ascomycota; Sordariomycetes; Amphisphaeriales; Sporocadaceae. Gene Ontology annotation, molecular function: telomerase RNA binding; box H/ACA snoRNA binding. The coding region runs from base 1 to 207 and encodes 68 amino acids. The transcript is spliced from 2 exons. The record is from RefSeq and is a predicted model, not a curated record. Gene Ontology annotation, biological process: rRNA pseudouridine synthesis; ribosome biogenesis; positive regulation of telomerase RNA localization to Cajal body.
AUGCAUUUGAUGUACGUUCUCGGCGCCGAUGGCAAGCGCACCUACACCUUGAAGAAGGUCCUCAGCGGCGAGGUCACCAAGUCUGCCCACCCCGCCCGCUUCUCCCCCGACGACAAGUGGUCGCGACAGCGCGUCACUCUCAAGAAGAGAUAUGGUCUCCUGAACUUGGAUGACGGUGCCAGCAAGAAGCCUGCUACUCUGUCGUAA